GUGUGUUGCCCUGAAACUAAGUCGACGACACAAACAGCACCUGAUACAAAAGCAAUACAAACAACGACAACAACAGCACCAACACAUAUAACGAUGAGCCCGACAACCUCAACAGCCGGUCCCAACAUAGUACCACCAAAAGGAGAUUCCAAUAAGUGGACAAAUGAACCAGGAUGUGGCAAAACACUCUUAGAGAACCGAAUUUAUGGUGGCAGUGCUGCUCAUAUUGAUGAGUACACGUGGGUAGCGAGGAUAAUUUACAUCGACGCUGACAACAACAUGGACUUUUUUUGUGGUGGUUCUCUUAUUAAUCAAAAUUACGUACUGACUGCAGCUCAUUGUGUGUUUAUGUCUGAAGAUAAAAAAGAUUGGUAUAUCAAAGGAGUUCGUUUAGGCGAAUGGAAUACCACAACGGAAAAGGAUUGUGAAUAUUAUAGCAAAGAGUACCCAACUUGUGCACCUCGACACUUGGAUAUAGACAUUUUAGAACAUAUAGUUCAUCCGAAGUAUAAUAAAAACCGACUUAACUACGAUAUAGCUCUAUUGAAGCUGGAAGAGAGUGUAACUUACACGGACUUUAUAAACCCGAUAUGUCUACCCUUGUCGCCGGCAGGUCAACAAACAAUUAAUUACGAAAAUAAGUCUGUAGAGGUCGUUGGUUGGGGCAAAACAGAAACGAGGGAGCAUAGUGAAAUUAAAUUGUAUGCAUAUUUGAAUGUUCAAGAUAUCAAAAAAUGUGGCAAACAAAAAGGAAGGACAGAAAAUCAAAUAUGCGCCAAAGGAGGGAAGGGUACCGAUAGCUGUAACGGCGACUCAGGCGGACCUCUCAUGCUUAGGGAAUCACACAAUAACAGGACAGCGUAUUAUUUGAUUGGCUUGGUCUCAUUCGGUGCAGGCGGUGAAUGUGGUGAUAUCCAAACUAACGGUUUUUACAUGCGUGUAGUGAAUUUCAUGGAUUGGAUAGCAGACAAUACACAAAAUUCUUCAUAGCAACAAUGGAGCAACAUUGUAAAGACCUUCAUUUCUAAUUACUAGGCGAACCACCUCCUAUAAGAUUUUGUUCCAAACAAAAAGCUUACUUUUUGUAUAAAAUAAAUUAUUUCGUUACUCAUAAAUAAUACUAUAA
Bactrocera oleae (olive fruit fly) is the source of this 1126-nucleotide messenger RNA. Lineage: Eukaryota; Metazoa; Arthropoda; Insecta; Diptera; Tephritidae. The record is from RefSeq and is a predicted model, not a curated record.